This is a messenger RNA of Erigeron canadensis, 1269 nucleotides long. Its product is annotated as protein GRAVITROPIC IN THE LIGHT 1. Bases 1 to 1269 code for a protein of 422 amino acids. Lineage: Eukaryota; Viridiplantae; Streptophyta; Magnoliopsida; Asterales; Asteraceae. Gene Ontology annotation, biological process: negative gravitropism; response to red or far red light. The transcript has a single exon. The record is from RefSeq and is a predicted model, not a curated record.
AUGGAAGAUACAAUAAAACCCACAUCAAACAUAUCAGAAAUAGUAUCAAGAUUUGCUAAAGUUUGUAAAUUUAGGUCUAUUGGAGUAUUUACUGAAACCCCAAAUCAAGAUAUAUGUAAUGAUGAUGUAUCUAAUGAUGUGAAAGAAUGUGUUGAGGUGUGUAGUACUAAUAGUAGUAGAAGUGACAUUUGGACUGGUCAUGAUGAGAUAUUGAAAGUUUUUGAAAUAUUGUCUGAACUUAAAAUGGCAUAUGUUCAGCUUCAACAAGCUCAUCUUCCGUAUGAUUCGGAGAAAAUCCGGGUUGCGGAUGAGCUUGUUUUCGCGAAUCUUGAUGGUUUGUGUAAGGUUAGGCGAGCGUUUAAGGAAAAUCAGUUUAAGUACUCUAACUCUCUUUCGGCUUGUCUGACUGUUUUAAGAGGUGAGAUUAAGGUUCAGGAGAGGUUGUUAGAGAGACUUAAAAGUCAGGCUAAGAAAAAAGAUGUCGAAAUUACUGGUCUAAAGGGAGAACUUUGUGAUUUGGAGGGUAAAAAUAGGCUUUUGGUUGAAGAGAUUAAGUGUAGGAAGAGGGAAGCGAUAAAGCGGAUGAAUUUAGCCUGUGUUGAUAAUGUUGUUAACGAGGUUGCAAGGAGUAUUCAUGAUUUUGCUAAGCCGUUAAUCGCUUUGAUGAAGGCUUCGGGGUGGGAUUUGGAUAAAGCUGCAAACUCAAUCCAAGAUUCAGUUGUGUACUCUGUUAGGUCUCAUAAGAAAUAUGCAUUUGAAGCGUACAUUUCUAGGAGAAUGUUCAAUGGGUUUUCGUUGAAAUCCCAGAAUAUUGAUCAGGUGUUGAGGUUUAAUGAUCCUGUUGAUGUUUUAAUAGAUGACCCGAAUGGUAGUUUUGCUGAAUUUUGUAGAACAAAGUACCUGUUGAUAGUUCAUCCAAGGAUAGAAGCGUCAUUUUUUGGAAAUUUGGAUCAGAGGAACUUUGUGUCUAGUGGAAGGCAUCCGAUGACACCGUUUUACCAAUUGUUUGUUAAAAUGGCAAGGUGGGUUUGGCUUCUACAAGGUAUUGCAGCUUCACAGCCAGAAAGUGAAAUGUUCAUAGUCAAUCGAGGAAGUGAAUUCUCUGAUAGUUAUAUGGAGAAUAUCGAGGGUGGAAAGGAUGAUGUGCGCUCGUUAGAUGGCCAGAAGGGAAGGUAUAAAGUUGAGCUGAUGGUGAUGCCUGGAUUUAGAAUCGAGGAAAGAUUGUUUAAGGCUCGUGUUUAUGUUUCUAAACUCAGUACUACUUCCUAG